Messenger RNA from Styela clava, 1290 nucleotides. Its product is annotated as THO complex subunit 4-like. Gene Ontology annotation, molecular function: mRNA binding. Gene Ontology annotation, biological process: mRNA export from nucleus. Gene Ontology annotation, cellular component: nucleus. NCBI's taxonomy places the organism in Eukaryota, Metazoa, Chordata, Ascidiacea, Stolidobranchia, Styelidae. The record is from RefSeq and is a predicted model, not a curated record.
UCAAUAAAGCUAGAAUUUCGGCUUCCAUUUUGGUGUUCAGUAGCAUUCAGUCACGUAUUCUUGGAAUAUCUGAAGUCUACUUGGCUGCUUGGUGGCAACACACACUAGAACAGCUGGAGUUGCAUCAAUUUUAUCAUCUUUCAAAUAUGAAAAUGGAGCAAUUUGAUCAAUUGAGGUUACAAUGCCACUUGUUUAAUAGCUUUUUAUAAGUUGAUUCAUUUGUUGCACUGCUGUGUGCUUUAAAAUUUGUGAGAGAUUAUUUGAAGAAAGAAAAUUUAAAGCCUAUCCAAUCAAGCAAACCAUCAAAUAUGGGUGACAAAAUUGAUCUGUCUUUGGAUGACAUUAUUUCUCAAAACAAGAAGGGUAGAGGUGGGCGAAGAGGAGGUGGCGGUGGAGGAAGAGGGCGUUUCGGCGGACGGGGAGGAGCCAGAAGAGAUGGAAGGAGAGGAGGGGGAGGUGGUGGCGGACGAAGAGGUGGAAGACCUGCACCUUACAAAAGAUCGGGAGGUGUGCCCGAUGAUAAAUGGGAUCAUGACAUGUACAGUGGAGGUGGUGCAGGUCCAGUCAGGAGAACUGGUGGUGCCAGAGGCAAUAUUGGUGGAACUGGCAAACUUCUGGUGAGCAAUUUAGACUUCGGUGUGUCUGAUCAAGAUAUUACAGAGCUAUUUUCGGAAUUUGGAGCCAUGAGGAAAUCUGCGAUUCAUUAUGAUAAAUCGGGUCGUUCAAUGGGAUCAGCUGAUGUUAUCUUUGAAAGGAGGGCAGAUGCAGUGAAGGCAAUGCAACAGUACAACGGUGUUCCACUAGAUGGACGUGCGAUGGAGAUCAGACUGGUCGAUGGGUCGGGAAAUGUGAGCGGUGGUACCAGGGCACAAGGUGGAUUAGGUUCUCGUGUUGGCCCAAAAAAUCAAGGUGGUGGACGUGGCGGCGGAGGGAGACGAGGUGGAGGAGGUGCUGGUCGUGGAAGGGGUAGAGGUGGUGGACGAGGAAGACAGGCAAAAGAGAAUGUCUCUGCUGAAGAACUUGAUAAACAACUUGAUGACUACAUUUCUAAAAUGGAAACUGAAUGAAAUUUGUGCAAAAGACUGCCUAAACUGCGAAUGACCUGCAUUUCAACGCAAUCACAGUGAUUGUUGUUCUAUGCUGCCAUGAACACAUAAUGAUGUCGCCGCGCCCAUAACUUUAUGUAUACAAUUCUUUCUCAUGUGGAGUGUGUGCCGGGAUGAGAGAUCAUGGCAACACUUCGGUUUUUAUAUUUCAUUUUACUGUUUAACAAGGCUAACUUUUUAUCAA